Molecule: messenger RNA, 811 nt
Organism: Suillus discolor
Lineage: Eukaryota; Fungi; Basidiomycota; Agaricomycetes; Boletales; Suillaceae
Product: Arl8a protein
Exons: 11
Coding region: 72-617 (181 amino acids)
Biological process (GO): protein transport
Cellular component (GO): lysosomal membrane
Molecular function (GO): GTP binding; GTPase activity
Source: RefSeq, a predicted model, not a curated record
GCGUCGUCAUUAAUAGUAUCACUAGCACUGUAACUUCAAGGACUCGGCAGUCGAGCACCGGGCAGUCCACCAUGACCUUUAUAUCCUCGAUACUCUCCUGGUUCAGUAGCAUAUUCUUCUCCAAAGCCGCUGAAAUAUCUGUGGUUGGGCUGCAGUCUUCUGGAAAGACUUCGUUUGUGAAUGUCAUCGGGUCGGGGCAGUGGUCAGAAGACGUCGUUCCAACUAUCGCCUUCAACUAUCGCAAGGUACGCAAGGGCGCUGUGACCCUAAAGAUAUGGGAUGUCGCAGGACAGCCCAAGUUUCGCUCAAUGUGGGAGCGCUAUUGCAACGGAGUCGAUGCUCUAGUAUUUGUAGUCGACUCAGCUGAUCAAGAGAAGUUUGACACGGCAUGCUUCGAAUUGCACCAACUAUUGGCACAGCCUAAUCUAACAGGUGUCCCUCUUUUGGUGCUUGGAAACAAGAAUGACAUUCCCUCGCAUGCAUCUGUCAAGGAUCUUAUACGCGACCUUCAACUGGACAAGAUACAAGACCGCCCAGUCUCAUGUUACUCGUGUUCGAUGAAAAGCCAACAUAAUUUGGACAUAGUCCUCCGCUGGCUCUCAGAUCGUAGUCAUUAGGCUUAGCACCUGUAAAGUGUUGUGCCGACUCACCGCAUGAUUGAUUGGACGUAGUCAACAUCACCCAUUUUCAGGCAUCUAAUAGGAUUGAAGCACAUUGUGCGAUACUCGCAUUAUUUAAUGUAGACAUACUGUCAUGAGACCUAGUACGACAUGGGGAAGAAGCACAUCAGACUGUAAUUCUUUGAACGGAA